AUGAACGAGAUCGGACGGGUGUCCUCCCCUUCCAUACCGAGUCCAAACGAAUCGAGUACAUUGCCAACUUCUCCUUCUACUACCAGUGCAGCCGAAAGCUUCCGAGCUCGCCACUUUGCUCAGAGACGACUUCUUUCCUGGUGGUUCCCUCGAAUCGACGACGAUGAGACAAAGUCAUGGCGAAUCUGGGCGUCUCGCCGGUCUCGCGCCUUGAUGAUUCAGAUAUUAACCAUCGGAAUCAUUCUAGUCACGAAUCUGUCCGUGACACUCUUUGCAGUGUCUAAAUAUGGUAGCCAAGAUGGCGUGGGGCUGAUAUAUGAAGGCGACUGCAACACCGUCAAGAAGCUUUCUCUUUGGAUUCACCUCCUCAUCAACCUUCUUGGCACAGGAAUGCUCAGCGCCAGCAACUACUGCAUGCAGCUACAAGCUGCGCCGACCAGAGCCAACGUGGAUAAAGCGCAUGCAAAGGGGACAUGGUUAGACAUCGGUGUGCCUAGUUUGCGAAACAUUAGGCAUUUAGGUCGAAAGAGGAUUCUGACCUGGCUUUUUCUUGCUCUGAGCUCAGUUCCCAUCCACCUGUUGUAUAACUCGGCAGUAUUCCAGUCUCUUUCCUCUAAUGAUUAUGCUGUUGCUGUGGUGAAGGACUCGUUUCUGACUGGAAGCCCAUUUAAUUUAACCACAGCGGCGAAUAACGGCGCCGACGAUCCCGGUUGGGAUUACUCCCACGUCAAUCCCGACUACGUUAAUUACUUGACCACCUUUUCGGAUAUACAACGAGAAGCGAGCACGUACAAAGAAAUGAACAUUUCAUCCUGCUUCGACCUAUAUGACGACUACUGGAAACCCCAAGGAAACGUCAUCAUCCUCGUCAAAAACGAGACCGUUCAAAGUCCAUCAGCCGACAGUCUCUUAAUGUAUGUUUAUGUCGUACCUCGAUGGGACGACUGGGGCAAGAACCUGUGGGCAUUGAGCAACGGCACAGGAAAGUUUGUAGCACAGUCAUCGCCAUCUCAACCGGCGGUCACGAAUUGGUAUUUGGGACCGCCGCGCUACGAAGUGUCCCGCUGUCUCGUCCAGGAUCCCACGCAGAUCAACUUGUCAUGCCGGUUUCAGUACUCCCCUCACAUCCUCGUCACGAUAUGCCUCAUGAAUUUCGUCAAAGCGGCCCUCAUGCUCUGGGCGUGGGUGGCGCGGCGUAGAGAUGCAAAGGCCACGGAACCAGUUGAGUCUCAGACUCUGUAUACGCUCGGCGACGCUAUUGCCUCCUUUAUGAGAGUGCCGGACCGCACUACCACUGAUAUGUGCCUUGCGACCAAGGAAGACUUUUCUAGGAAGAGACCGCGGGUUUGUUUUGGAAAGAUGCCUCCGAAACCGACGGAUGCGCCGAGAGAGUUUCGCAAUGAGCCGAAGAUGUGGAUGCAGGCUGCGAGCACGACAAGAUGGAUCAUACUGAUUGCUACGGGACUGUUUGUCAUCCUAAUCGGUGGGAUAUUGCUCAUCGCGGCAUUCAAAAGUCUGCAUCAUCGACAGAUCCCGACCAGAAUAUCAGAUCUUGUCAAGUUAGGGUUCGGCGCAUUAACACCGUACACAUAUCUCGUAACAUCGCUGCCGCGCAGUGAUCCGAACGGACUGAUUUCGAACGUUCUUGUAGCCAACCUCCCCCAGCUGGUGCUCUCCAUCGUAUACGUCAUGUACAACGCAAUGAUGAGCACGAUGCUGGUGCAGCGAGAGUUCAGCCUCUUAUACAAGACCGUUAAGCGUAAGCCACUACGAGUUUCUGAGCCCAUUGGCAUUCAGAGAUCAAGUUAUUUUAUAUCACUGCCGUUGCGAUAUGGCGUGCCGCUGUAUAUUACAUCGGGUGUCAUGCACUUUCUCCUGAGUCAGAGUCUUUUUCUUGCAAGAAUCACUGCUCUGUAUACGGAUGGAACUGUGGAUAGAUAUGCGACAUUUUCUACAUGUGCUUACAGCCCUAUUGCUAUGAUUACAGCCAUGGCUGUUGGAGCCGGCCUGCUUGCCGCCGUUGGACUGUUGGGGCUUCGAAAGUAUGAUGGGACAAUGAGAAUGGUCGCAACGAAUAGUAGGGCUAUUAGCGCGGCGUGCCAUGUUUUAGAAGAGGAUCGUGAAAAUGGAUACUUGAUGCCAGUGCAAUGGGGAGUGGUUAAGAGGUCAGGUGGUGUUGGAAAAUGCGCAUUCACAACAGCCCCUGACGUAGAGAUACGAAUGCCGAAGGAGGGGCUGAAAUAUCGAUAG
Pochonia chlamydosporia 170 is the source of this 2250-nucleotide messenger RNA. RefSeq lists its product as hypothetical. The coding region runs from base 1 to 2250 and encodes 749 amino acids. The record is from RefSeq and is a predicted model, not a curated record. The transcript is spliced from 4 exons. Lineage: Eukaryota; Fungi; Ascomycota; Sordariomycetes; Hypocreales; Clavicipitaceae.